AUGACCUAGGUCACUGUCAUAGGUAGAGAAGUAGGUAAAGUUCGUUAAGUGUGCUCGAGACGUAAAGUGUAAUACUAGUUGGCAUUUAAUUUUAGUCAUGUCGAACAAAGAAAGUCAGAGAGAUGAAAUAUGCGUAUUGGAAAGUAUUUAUAACGAGGAAGAAAUACAAAUUCAUGAAGAAAAUAACCUUCUUGGAGGGCAGUUUUAUGCCUACAUUGAUCUUCCAACGGGUUUCAAAGUUGUCUUCAGGGAUUUACGGGAGGAAGAUUCUUGUUUAGAAGAACUGCCAUUGAAAUAUCUUCCACCCAUAAGUCUUCACUUCAGUCUUCCUUGUGAUUAUCCAUCUCGUUCAUCACCUACAUACACGCUGUCUUGCCAGUGGUUGCAGAACAAUAAGUUAAUACUGUUGCACAAGAAGCUGGAAGCAAUCUGGAAGGAAAAUGAAGGCAUGGAAGUGUUAUUUCUGUGGACUCAGUUCCUGAAGGAGGACGUCUUGAAAUUCCUUGAGAUAACAGAUACUCUGGAUGUGAGUUCUCUUGAAACAACCUAUAAAAAACGUGAAGAAUUUAGACAGGCUAUGAGGACACAUCAGUUGGAAGAACGAGAGAAAAGGAAGAAUGCAAAAUCUGAAACUGAAAGUGGCAAACAACUGAACACACCAGACACGUGCAGGAGUGUUGCUGAGUACCCAAGGAGGAAACAGAGAGGCAGAACUGGGUGGGGGAGAAAGGAUAGAGUUGUGGAUCAGCACAAACAGGAAGAUGAAUUGAAAUCUGAAAGCUGUGCACUUGGAAAGACUGAAACCAUUGAAACUAGUACUCAGAAUACAGGGACAGUUCAGGAUAACAGCUGUAACACAGAUGUUCUUCAUGACAGUAAAAAUCAAAGAGCUGGAAGCUGUGUACAAAGAAGCUCUCAUAGAGGAACUUAUGGAAAGGGAUACAGUUCUAAUUAUAACAGGUCUCCAGGAAGAGGGAACAACUGGAUGGUGUCAGGAAACAGUUACAGAAGUGUCUCUCCAAAGAGCAACGAUCAGAUAGGCUUAAAUAUUAAUAAUCCUCUUAUAAAUAAUGAAAGUAUAAAGAAUUCCUCGGAAUGUGAUAAUGUAGUGGAUCGCCAGUGUAACAAGAACAGUGAAGCUGUAAAUAUAGGUAAUGCCUCUGAAGAUUGCAUUGUUGGAACUAAGAAGAAAGAUGUUGAGGUUGCCUUGAAUGGUGUAGGUGUGAAACCUUCUAAAUCUACAGUUUUUAGAAGAAAACACAAUUCUCAGCCAGUUCCGUCAACUUUGAAUCGUGACAGGAGAUACGCUCCAACGAGACCGAGGAUGUCAGUUGUUAAGCUGCUAAGAGAGUAUGAUGAAGCUAGACAGCGGACAGAAUUCAACCGUAACUUUUAUACUUGCAAGAUAUGCUUCCAGGAUAAGAGGGGUUCUCACUGCACUUGUUUUGAGGGCUGUGGGCAUGUCUUCUGUAAAAGCUGCAUGGCAGAAUAUUUUGCAGUGCGAAUUAAAGAUGGCACUGUGAAGAGCAUUUGCUGUCCAGAAGAGAACUGUACUUCGGAAGCAGUUCCUAAUCAGGUUCAAGAGCUGGUGAGUGCAGAACUGUUCUCGCGCUAUGACUCUGUACUUCUGUCAACCUUGUUGGAUACAAUGGAAGAUGUGCUGUAUUGUCCAAGGCCUGCUUGUCAGUAUCCAGUGGCUGUCGAACCCGGAGAGAAGAUGGCAGCAUGUCCGUCAUGUAGCUAUGUAUUCUGUAUCUACUGCAGGAUGGUGUAUCAUGGCAUUGAACCCUGCAGAUUUAGAGCACAUGAAAAACGCCACCUGGUAGAAGAAUACUCUAAUGCAAGUGAAGAAAGGAGGGUGCAAAUGGAGCAGCGUUAUGGCAAGAAACAGUUGCAGACUUUGGUGGACACGUCACUUUCUGAGAUAUGGGUCUUUACUAACAGCAAGAAGUGUCCCAGUUGCAAUGCUGCUAUAGAGAAAUCAGAGGGAUGCAACAAAAUGGUUUGCUGGAAGUGCAACACCUCCUUCUGUUGGCUCUGUGAACAACGCCUUAAUCCUGAGCGUCCAUACCUACAUUUCAACAACCCUGCUUCCAAGUGUUACAAUCUCUUGUUUCAUGGAGUGCAAGUUUCAGAUGAAGAAGAUGAUUGGUGGGAGGCUGAAGUGGGCGAGGAAAAAGUCACACAGAAGGAAAGAGGAACAUGAAAAAAAACAGUGCUCUCUCAGUAAUUGUAUAAUGUGCACAAGUAAAUCAUUUUUGGAACAUGUUAUAAUUUGCAUUUUGUUUGUUUGUUUGUAUAUAUAUGUACGAUAGGGUUUAUGGUGAACAAAUUUGAACAAAAAUUAAACUGGCCUGGGAAGUCCCCCCCUCCUGCAGCAAUAAUACCAGAUUUCAUCAUUGAAAUGUUAACUGGUGUGACAUGAAAUAUGGGACAAAUGUGGCAGUAAUUGACAUUAGCAAUCCCUGAAGCACUUCUGCUGGGAAUAUCUUGCUCAACCACCACUCACCUCACUCUGAUGUUAUGUAGAAUGUGUGCUUUGUCUUCCCACCUCAUUUAUGCCUUUUGGCAUGGUGUGUAACAAGGUAUCUUUAGCAUAAACAAGAAAUUUUGAGUAGAACUCAGAAAGGCUAUUUGCUAACUGCAUAAAUUUUCUAUUCCUGCAGAUGUGUUACCAUUACUGUUAUUUUAUUUUGAUAAAGAAAUUAUUAAGUACAGAUACCACAUACAUUAUAUUUCUGGGUUAGGACACCAUUCUGUCUUGUGCAUAGUUACCAGUGUUUCAGAGGAACAUACCACCUCCAUCUUAAACUUCUAACCUGAAGAUAAAAGCAGCAGGUCUCUUCAAAAUAUUGGUAACCAUCUGCUAUGGUGCAUUGCUUCAUAAUUCGGAAGAUCACAGUUGUUAUUUCCAACAGUGUGAUAAACUUGGAUCUCAUAUAAGAAAUGAAUAAUUUAUCAACAAAUAAUUGGUAAUAGAAAUAAAAUUAAUGUCUUGCUUUUUCAUGUAAAAGGUGUAAAUGGCUUAUAUAAACAUAUUUAACAAGUGGCAGGACAGUGGUAUGGAGUUCUGUAUAAAA
Messenger RNA from Cryptotermes secundus, 3080 nucleotides. RefSeq names its product E3 ubiquitin-protein ligase RNF14. The transcript has 11 exons. The coding region runs from base 98 to 2206 and encodes 702 amino acids. The record is from RefSeq and is a predicted model, not a curated record. Gene Ontology annotation, molecular function: ubiquitin conjugating enzyme binding; ubiquitin protein ligase activity; zinc ion binding. Gene Ontology annotation, cellular component: cytoplasm; ubiquitin ligase complex. Gene Ontology annotation, biological process: protein polyubiquitination; ubiquitin-dependent protein catabolic process; positive regulation of proteasomal ubiquitin-dependent protein catabolic process. NCBI's taxonomy places the organism in Eukaryota, Metazoa, Arthropoda, Insecta, Blattodea, Kalotermitidae.